Capra hircus (goat) is the source of this 5032-nucleotide messenger RNA. It is a transcript of the gene B3GALT1, whose product is annotated as beta-1,3-galactosyltransferase 1. Gene Ontology annotation, molecular function: N-acetyl-beta-D-glucosaminide beta-(1,3)-galactosyltransferase activity. Gene Ontology annotation, cellular component: membrane. The record is from RefSeq and is a predicted model, not a curated record. NCBI's taxonomy places the organism in Eukaryota, Metazoa, Chordata, Mammalia, Artiodactyla, Bovidae.
CUUCAGUUUGCUAAGCAGCAGCUUCUCCUGGCAUGAGCCACUGCAGAUCUCCUCAUCAGACGGGCUGAGACCAUCCUGUGUGCCCUGCACCUGGAGUAAAGAGAAUACAGCAAGAGUUUAGAGGAAGAUUGAUGAGGCAUGGACCCUUGCUUCGGGUUUGGAGGAAAGUAGACUAAAUACAGAGAUGCCAGACAGCCACUGAGACCCAUGGACAGUCCUGCACUCACGCUGAUCUGUCGAACUUUAAAAUUUCCAAGUAAUAUGCAACCUUUGCCAAACGAAAAGAAACUGAUGCCCAGAAGGCAUACUCUUCAAUAUUGGGAAUAGACGUGCUCUGAAGACAAUGGCUUCGAAGGUCUCCUGUUUAUACGUUUUGACCGUGGUGUGCUGGGCCAGCGCUCUCUGGUACUUGAGUGUAACUCGUCCUACUUCCUCCUACACUGGCUCCAAGCCAUUCAGCCAUCUGACGGUUGCAAGGAAAAACUUCACCUUUGGCAACAUAAGAACUCGACCUAUAAACCCCCAUUCUUUUGAAUUUCUGAUAAAUGAGCCCAACAAAUGUGAGAAAAACAUCCCUUUCCUCGUCAUCCUCAUCAGCACCACGCAUAAAGAGUUCGAUGCCCGCCAGGCGAUCCGAGAGACCUGGGGGGACGAGAACAACUUCAAAGGGAUCAAGAUAGCCACCCUGUUCCUCCUGGGCAAGAACGCCGAUCCUGUUCUCAACCAGAUGGUGGAGCAAGAGAGCCAAAUCUUUCACGACAUCAUCGUGGAGGACUUCAUUGAUUCCUACCAUAACCUUACCCUCAAAACCCUGAUGGGGAUGAGAUGGGUGGCCACUUUUUUCAAAGCCAAGUAUGUCAUGAAAACAGACAGUGACAUUUUUGUCAACAUGGACAACCUUAUUUACAAACUAUUAAAACCCACCACCAAGCCACGAAGAAGGUAUUUUACUGGCUAUGUCAUCAAUGGAGGGCCCAUCCGAGAUGUCCGCAGUAAGUGGUAUAUGCCCAGGGAUUUGUACCCUGACAGCAACUACCCGCCCUUCUGCUCGGGGACCGGCUAUAUCUUUUCAGCUGAUGUGGCUGAGCUCAUUUACAAGACCUCACUCCACACCAGGCUGCUUCACCUGGAGGAUGUGUAUGUGGGACUGUGUCUUCGAAAGCUGGGCAUCCAUCCUUUCCAGAACAGUGGCUUCAAUCACUGGAAAAUGGCCUAUAGUUUGUGUAGGUACCGCCGAGUGAUCACCGUGCAUCAGAUCUCUCCAGAGGAAAUGCACAGGAUCUGGAAUGACAUGUCAAGCAAGAAACAUCUCAGAUGUUAGGAUUUUUACCGAUGUAAAUAUGUGUUUCUUUUCUUUUUUAAGAGAUGAGGCUUAGGGUGUAGGUGUUUUACAGGUGCCACCAAGGGAAAUGAACUGGUGAAGGGGUUUAUAAAAAGUAUUUUUCUUCCCAAUCCUAGUUCCUUUUUUGAAUCGCCAAUUUCCACAUGUUAAGCUCUGCUCAUAGAAAUAAUACAUGGGUUUACAAGGCCAGAUUUCAUUCUCAGGUCCUAAGGUACUGCAUUUAUCUCAAAAAGCAACUUCCUAACAAAGGCUAGGAUUUACAUACUGUGCAUCUGAGAUAAAAAAAAAAAAUCUGGUUCUGGGAAACUAGAACUCAUUGUAAUGUCUUCAUAUUCUCUCUGCAAAAGUAAAUAACACUUUAUCAAAAACAACUCAGAAGCAGCGCAGUCAGGGAGACACGCUGGAUGUGAUGAUUCAUACUGCGUGUGAUGUUACAUUGAACUUUCACAUAAAUUGCCAUGGAAUGUGUACAGUAUUUCCAGUUCCACCAAGAAAUGAACUUAGUACUGGAAGGGAGGCUGCAGUUAAGUAAAUGGAAAUUUAUACUUGAGGAUCAAAUAUUCUCUCUGUUUGGAAGAUAGCUCUGCUUGCUCAUCCAAGGAUUAAACCUGGUCAGCAGGUGGAAUGUAUAUAAAAUACUACUUAAAAAAUAAACAGGAGAUUUUUUUUUUUUUUCUCUUUGAGAACAAACAUUACCUGGUGCCCCCAAGGAGACUUUGCCAAAUGUAAUUUCACCUGCUUCCUUCCAUACGGUGUCACUAAAUACCUUUUACAGUUUCUGGUUCAGACAGGCACAUGUGUAGAAAUAAGUUAGUAGGAGGCCAGAAGGAUGAUAAAUGACACGGAGAAAACAAUACAAAUUUACAUGUGCAUUGUAAUUAGCAUGAGCUCAGCACUGGUGUCAAAUGCCCCUUCCAUACAUUUGCAAAGCUCAUGAAAAAAAUAUUUGAGGAGGGAGGAUUGUUACUGAAGGAUUUAGGUCUACUGUUGAUAGAUGCAAUCUCUUCAGCAUCCGAUCCGUUCAGGUAUUUCUAACAGCAGUGCUGUUCAGGGGUAUUCUGGAAGCUCUGUGAUUGAGGAUUAUGGGAAGGAAGGGUGGGGAUAGUUGAGUCCAGGUUCUAUGGCUUCCAUCAUCUGAAUCAUGUAAGCCUGCAUCCUCACUUUGCUGUGCUUCGACAUGCUCAUUUAUAAAACAUCUGGAAAAAACACCUACCUUACAGGUGCUGUGAGAGCAAAUUGCAUUUGCUGAAUAUUUUGGGAUCCUUAGUUUUAAAGGUGCUACUUAAAGCAGUGUAUCAUGCAUUAUGCUAAAUGUUAAAAUAACUACAUAAUUGCCAUGAUGGUCAUCAGUAGUGGUGACAUCAUUGUGGUAUGAUAUCUGCCAAAAUAUAGAUCAAAUAUAACUCUUAGUGCACCUGAUUCUUCUAGGACUGACUUUUCCUUGAAUAUGUUAGGUGUUUGUGAAGGCUUCGGUUUCUCUGUCAUUUCUUCUGGUUUCAAUGAAUAAGUUAUUACUUCAGUGCGUUGCCUUGAUAUCCCAGGGUGCUGACAGGAAAGGCAGCUGCCUUUCUUUAGGGAGGAGCCUCUGGCUGGGGGUACAUUAUAGUCACUGAAGCACAUGCUUUGCAUAAUGUAUCACAUCCACUUAGGUCUCAGGAAACAUUUGGUCUGAAUUCUCAGUAAGAACUUUGAAGCCUGGCAGAGGUAGUCCACCUCUGGCAGAAGAAUAGACACUCAGCAAACCCACACAUUGCACAUUUCCAGAACUCAUUAGAAAACUUCUGUUUGCGUCCAUUCAAAGAAAGCUCCACAACUGAAAGAGUAUACCUUUUUUUUAAACCUGCCCUUUGCAAGCUAGGAGUUGAUAACAAAUAAGCAGAUGAAAUGUAUAAAUGGAAAUCAUGGCUUAUUUCUUGAAAACACUGAAUCUCUCAUCUCCAGCCCAACAAAACCUAAUAGGAGACAGACCUUCCUGUCUCUUAAUACAUCUUCAUCUCAAGUCAGCAGGACCACUGAGUUUGAUUAGAAAAUAACAUUAGGCAGCCUGGAGAAAGAUGGAUCAGCACAAGGCGAGCCACCCUCAAACCCCCAACUCGCAACUGCUGUGAGUUCCAAUCACUGGAAAAGUCUCACAACAUUGAACUUAGUUUGCCUGUCCAUCAUGUAGUCAAAUCAAGGCCCAGUCUUAUACCAACGUCUUGUAUUUACCUUAUGCUCAGUCGAGCCACCCUCAGUGUUAAGGAACUGCACAUUAUAAACAUCAUAUGUAUACAUCUGUGGAUCACUUUAUAAGUGUGUGUGAGUACAUUAUGAAUAGAGCGCUAGUCUUAAAAAGGAGCAAAAAUCGAGAAUCAUGUCUUAAAGAACUAUUUCCUAACUUUUCUAUGCUAAGUAGUACUCAUGUGACAAACAUGUAAAUAUUCAUCAAAAACCAUAUGUAUAUAUUUUUAAAGGCAUUUUUUUCCUUCUUCCCAGCUGUAUGUAUUGCUAGAAUCUGCUUGCUAUGUACAUUUCCUUCUGCAUGGAACUUGGUGAGGCAAAGUCAUUUGUCCAGUUUCAAUAGCCUAAAGCAUGGUUGCCUUUUGUUUUUUGAAUGUUCCAAAAAUGUUUCAAUCAAGUGAUCAGGAAAAAGGUCUAAUUUUCUACUUUUGCUAAUUUUAUGACACUGGCCAAAUUAGGAUUAGUUAACAAAGCAGUGAUUUGUUAAGCCAUUUUUAAACUUAUUGUUCUUUCUUUGACAUAAAAUAGUGUUUCAGAUAGCAUUUUACCAGAAAUCAAUUCAGACAAUUUUAGGAAAAGCUUCUGACUGUCCCCCGACUUGUUUUGUUCAUUAUGCAUCAGAUAACAAAAGAUAUCAAUACUUUAUAUCUAUACUCUUAAAUUUUCAUUUAAAAUUUUAUUUUUGGGAAAAAAAAUCUGUCUUUGGUGGCUAGUUUGUGUGGCUUUCUGUCUUAUAUUGGAGCAAAUGUCAGUUUCAAUAUAUAUUGUUGUAAUUUUAAAAACCAAAAUCAAAAAAUGAAGAUCAUUUUCAAUUUGAAAUAAAUUCAGAACAAAACCCCUUUGUGUGACAUGACAUGGGGAAAAGAAACUCUUUACAGAGAAGCUAAGGAAGGAGUUUUUCAAUCAAAUCUCUUCUAUUAAAAGACUGAAAUAUUUCCAUAAAACAUCUGGGAUUCAUUUUCUACCUUUCCUAAUAUGUGGGUUUAGGGGGGAAUUGAUUAUGUCAUUUCUUCUGUAAAGGUGAAGAUAGUUUUUAUAAGCAACAAAGUAACUUGUGAAUGAAAGAAGUAAUUUACUAGAAACGCUUGUUGAUAAUAAUUGACAUUUAGGUAUGUCAUUAUAUAUGAAUGAUUGUAUUUAUGUAUUUAUUUGUCAAAAUUGUACAUACUGUUUCACCAAAUGUAAUUGUCUGUAAAAGUGCACUCUCCACUUUUGUAGUACAACUUAGGGUUACAUGGGUUGCCAAUCAAGCUGCUAAUCAGAACACUAUUUUUUGUAUCAGUGUUAUAAAACUGAAAAAUAGAUGCUGAAAAUGUCUUUACAUUCAGUUUCUUCCCCUUCCUUAUGAAAUGUAAACUGUUGAUUGAAAGCACGAUGAUAAUGUAUAAGCCCAUCUGUCAUGAGGAAGAUUAUGGUUCCAUAAAGCUGAUUUUUUAAACCAUUGGGACAAAUAAACAGAAGCAGAACAUA